AUGAAUAUGACGAAUCUAACGCAGGAUUAUAUCCUGCACGACUCUAUCCUCGAACUUGGUCAGGGUGAUUGUAUCGAUACGCCAUUCUCAACAGUAACUUCUGCAUUCUAUCACCAUGCAAAGAAGUAUCCAGACUCCACAGCCCUCCGCGAUCUCACAGAAUCCCCGAAGGAGCUGACAUACCGAGAACUCUCAAACAGAGCACAAAACUUGGCUUCGCAUCUCAUUGCUCAGGGUGUCUGCCCUGAUUCAAGGAUCCCCCUUGUUGCUAAAAGGGGAAUUGACAUGGUCAUCGGCAUAUUGGCGAUCCUUUCAUGUGGUGCCCAAUACGUUCCCAUCGACGGUGGUGUUGUUCCUGACGAAACUAUCCGUCGUGUGCUGGAGGAGUCAAAAGGAGGCGUAGUUCUUUGUUUGACUUCAACAAAGCACCGCGUUGCAUCCAACCUCGGCCAUACUGUGGUUACUAUUGAUCAAGUAGCAACCCCCUCCCUUGAAGAGAGCUCUCACAUCGAUCUUGCAUCACCAGAGACCGGCUGCUACGUGAUAUACACAUCCGGAACAACAGGCAAGCCCAAGGGAGUCGAUAUCACACAUAAGAAUGUAACCAACCUAGUGUGCUUAUCUCCCGGACAUCUGGGUGUGAAGGUUGGCACUUGCGUUGGCUCGGUCCUCAACAUCAGCUUUGACAUGGCGGCGUGGGAGAUAUUUGUUUGUCUCUGUAACGGAGGCACACUAGUCCUUCGAGGUUCCAAUUGGGAGUCAACCCUUCAACAGAUCGAUGUGCUCAUCUGCACACCCACAAUUCUUUCCAAAUACCAUCCAACACAGUUUCCCAGAAUCAAGACUGUUGCCACAGCCGGAGAGCCCACAACAAGAAGACUUGCCGACCUGUGGGCAGAACAUGGUACAUAUUGGAACUGUUGCGGACCAACCGAAACGACUAUCGUCAACACCAUGCAUAAACACACUGUUGGAAAGGAACUGUCAAUCGGUCGACCGACUCCGAAUAACAGAGUGUAUGUGCUCGAUGGCGAAGGCAAGCCGACGCCCAUGGGUACCGUUGGAGUGAUGUGGGCUGGCGGGCUCGGAGUAUCUCGAGGCUAUAUCGGUCUCGAAGACAAGACAGCUGAGAGAUACAAGCCAGAUCCAUUCUCUAGAGAUGGGUCGUUAAUAUACAACACUGGAGAUCUCGGCCGCUGGCUACCUGAUGGCUCAAUCGAGAUUCUCGGCCGAGUUGACGACCAAGUCAAAGUCAAGGGUUUUCGUGUGGAGCUAGAUGGCGUGACUGCAUCUCUAGUAUCGGCGCCCGGCGUGUCUCAGGCGGCUGCGCUGCUGAUCGAUGGAGAAAUUCAUGGAUUCACCACCCCGCGCAACUGCGAUGUAACCACGACGAUUAAGCAUAUGCAUCAACACCAACCCUAUUAUGCCGUACCAACACACCUCCACCCCUUGGACGAGCUCCCCUCAACGCCGAACGGCAAGGUCGACAAGAAUAAACUCAAGGCAUUGGCCUUGGCUGAGCAGAGUACUACCACGCAAGCAUGCGAGAACGAGAAGGUCCAAGAAGCUCGUGUUGAGCUCAAAUUCCAACCUUCCAUGUCUACUUUGGCAACUCUUACGGACAAGUUGGAUCUUGAACGCGGCAUUCCUGAUAAGGCAAUGGGUCGACCGCUUAGGGGCCUACGACGCAGGGUCUUCAUCGUCUACCGUACACUGUUCAGUUUGAUCGGAUUACUGAACUUGGCAGCGUUGAUCUGCGUGAUCGCUCUGCAUCUUGAUUCCGAAUGGUUGGGUAUCAUCACCGCUAUCAACCUCGCAGUUGCAGUGCUCGUACGACAAGAUACGGUGAUCAACAUCCUGUACACUGUCUUCUGCUCAAUGCCAAAGAGUUUCCCACUCUGGGCCAGGGUACGCUGCGCCAAGAUUUAUCACCUAGGUGGUCUACACUCCGGUGCGGGUGUUUGUGCCACCGCAUGGCUAGUCAUCUCAACAGUCCGUGGGACAAUCUGCAAUGCAGGUUUUUGCAAAGGUCAUGCGACAGUUUCCUUGGCGACACAGGUCGUAUCGUGGAUUUUAUGCGGGCUCCUGUGUUCUAUGGUAGCCACUGCAUGGCCUUCGUUCCGUAAGCAGUACCACAACUUCUUUGAGCGUUUCCACCGUUUUGCAGGCUGGACAUCGCUGGGUCUGUUUUGGGCCCGCACGAUUCUAGCUAUCAAUGAUUCUCGACCUCAAGGCCAAGAUCUUAGUCUCGCCGCUGUCAAGAGUCCAGACUUCUGGCUUUUGAUUGUGGCAACUUUGAGUAUCGCCUCUUCAUGGUUCUUCCUGCGCAAGGUUCCCGUCGAGGCCGAAGUCCUUUCCGAUCAUGCAGUACGACUGCAUUUCGAUUAUACCGUUCCUGUAAACGGCAGCUUCACGCGACUUUCUCGGCGGCCAUUGAUCGAGUGGCAUUCUUUUGCAACCAUCCCCAACCCAGAAGCCAACGGCCACGCUAAGGGUUAUUCGCUGGUAGUCUCUAAUGCUGGCGAUUGGACACGCUCGUGUAUCAAAAACCCACCGAGUAAGAUUUGGGUGCGUGGUGUGCCGACUUGUGGGGUGAUGCGUAUCGCAACUCUCUUUAACCGCGUCGUGAUUAUCGCCACAGGCUCUGGGAUUGGACCGCUACUGGGACACAUAGUCAAGCAGUCGUGUCCCACUCAGCUGAUCUGGUCCACGACAAGACCUGAAAACACAUUCGGCAAAGAGCUUGUCAGUCAGGUCCGAGAUGCUAUCCCAGAUGCGAUCAUCUGGGACACAAAAGCCCAAGGUCGACCAGAUCUUGUGCGAAUGGGCUAUAACGUGGCCAAGAACUUCGACGCCGAAGCUGUGAUCAUCAUAGCAAACGAAAAAAUCACCAAAAAGGUCGUGUACGGCCUCGAAACCCGUGGCAUGCCGGCUUUUGGUGCUAUUUGGGAUAACAAGAAGAACUCGCCCAUUCUAUUCCUUCACGGUCUGUUUGGAUCCAAGAAGAACAACAGAGCUAUCAGCAAAGCUCUGGCUCGAGAUCUGGGAAGAUAUGUAUACGCCCUGGAUCUCAGAAACCACGGUGAAUCGCCUCAUGAUACACGCCAUGACUACAGCGCCAUGGCCCAGGAUGUAGCCGAGUUCAUUGAGGGCCACGGUCUCAAGGACACAACUCUGAUCGGCCAUUCAAUGGGAGCCAAAACUUCAAUGGCCCUGGCCCUUCGCUCUCCAGACCUGGUGUCUGAUAUUGUCGCCGUUGACAAUGCCCCCGUGGAUGUCUCACUCAGCAGAGAUUUCCCCAAGUACGUCCGCGCCAUGAAGAAGAUUCAGGAAGCAGGUGUCACACGCCAAUCCGAAGCCGACAAGAUCCUCAGCGAGGUUGAGGAGUCUCUGCCCAUCCGACAGUUCCUCCUCGGCAACAUGUACUUGCCCGAAGGUGAGAAGGUGCGCAAGUUCCGCAUCCCUCUUCACACCCUAGGCAAGGCGUUGGACAACCUUGGAGAUUUCCCAUACAAGAACCCCAGCGAGAUCCGUUUUGAGAAACCAGCCCUGUUCGUUCGAGGCACACAGAGCAAAUAUGUACCUGAUGACGUACUGCCUCUGAUUGGACAAUUUUUUCCCAAGUUCCGACUCGUCGACGUCGAUGCUGGUCACUGGCUCAUCUCGGAACAGCCUGAAGCGUUCAGACAAGCGGUGGUUGAGUUUCUUCAGAAGCCCGAGUGA
Molecule: messenger RNA, 3723 nt
Organism: Fusarium pseudograminearum CS3096
Lineage: Eukaryota; Fungi; Ascomycota; Sordariomycetes; Hypocreales; Nectriaceae
Gene: NPS13
Product: NPS13
Exons: 12
Coding region: 1-3723 (1240 amino acids)
Source: RefSeq, a predicted model, not a curated record